AUGAGCAAAGCCACCUGUUCAACAAGUGGGUGUUUGGAUAUUCUGAAUGUUAAAUCAAGUCGUAUCUUGGAUAUCCCGUGUAAAGUGUGUGGGGACCGGAGCUCUGGGAAACACUAUGGCGUGUAUGCGUGUGACGGCUGCUCUGGCUUCUUCAAGAGGAGCAUCCGCAGAAACAGAACAUACGUCUGUAAAUCAGGCUGUCAGGGAGGAUGCCCCGUGGACAAAACGCACAGAAACCAAUGCCGAGCGUGCCGCUUGAAAAAGUGUCUCGAAGUGAACAUGAAUAAAGAUGCCGUUCAGCACGAGAGGGGUCCCAGGACGUCCACCAUACGCAAGCAGGUUGCCCUAUAUUUCCGGGGGAACAAAGAGGUGAACGGUUCAUCGACCCACUUCCCGGGCUCGAGCCUACCGGGGCCGCCUUUGUUCACUACGGUCACACAACUGGAGCCACAUAACUUGGAGAUGAGCACAGUAGCCUGCACGCCGGAGAGGCAGGCCAUCGUGGGACUGGCCCAGCCCACCCCGAAGUACCCUCACGAGGUCGGCGGCACGCCCAUGUAUCUCUAUGAGGUUGCUACUGAGUCAGUGUGUGAGUCAGCCGCGCGCCUGCUGUUCAUGAGCAUCAAGUGGGCCAAGAGCGUGCCCGCCUUCUCCACGCUCCCCUUACCUGACCAGCUGAUCCUCCUGGAGGAAGCCUGGAGAGAACUGUUUGUUCUGGGCAUAGCGCAGUGGGCCAUUCCGGUGGACUCCAACACCCUGCUCGCUGUUUCCGGUAUGAAUGCAGACAACACAGAGUCCCAGCGGAUGAAUAAAAUAAUCUCCGAAAUACAAACCCUGCAAGAGGUCGUUACCUGGUUCAGACAGCUGCGCCUGGACGCAACUGAGUUCGCCUGUUUGAAGUGCAUCGUCACGUUUAAAGCUGUGCCAACGCUUGACGGAUCGGAGUUGAGGAGUUUCCGCAACGCCAGUGCCAUUGCUGCACUCCAGGAUGAGGCACAGCUCACCCUAAACAGUUACAUACACACCAGAUAUCCAACUCAGCCCUGCCGCUUUGGGAAGCUGCUCCUACUUCUACCAGCUCUGUGGUCAGUCAGCCCAUCCACCAUAGAGGAAGUAUUUUUCAAGAAGACCAUCGGGAACGUGCCCAUCACAAGGCUCCUUUCUGACAUGUACAAAUCAAGCGAUAUAUGACUUUAUUUCCGCCAUAUCAACAUUACGCUCACUAGCCAAGAGUGUCUGUUAAGGCUCAUAGACACAAACAUUCUAAU
Oncorhynchus masou masou (cherry salmon) is the source of this 1268-nucleotide messenger RNA. RefSeq names its product nuclear receptor subfamily 2 group E member 1-like. Gene Ontology annotation, biological process: negative regulation of transcription by RNA polymerase II; anatomical structure development; cell differentiation. The coding region runs from base 1 to 1191 and encodes 396 amino acids. NCBI's taxonomy places the organism in Eukaryota, Metazoa, Chordata, Actinopteri, Salmoniformes, Salmonidae. The record is from RefSeq and is a predicted model, not a curated record. Gene Ontology annotation, molecular function: nuclear receptor activity; zinc ion binding; RNA polymerase II cis-regulatory region sequence-specific DNA binding. The transcript is spliced from 9 exons.